Molecule: messenger RNA, 464 nt
Organism: Entrophospora candida
Lineage: Eukaryota; Fungi; Glomeromycota; Glomeromycetes; Entrophosporales; Entrophosporaceae
Source: the annotation of a GenBank genome assembly
AAAGAUUAUCAGAAGAUGAAUGGUUAAUUAAAAUUGAUGACUUGAUCUGUUCAAAUAAAAAUGAUAAGCCUAUGGUGGCAAUAACACGAGUGAUACGGCGUACAUUACCUCAAUUCAUAAAGGCAUUUUCUCUAGGACCUUCCAAUCCUCUUCUCAACAUUACAUCUAUUGAAAGACCUCAUCUUAAUUCUUUUGUUCAUCCAUGCUUGGAAUCCACUUUAUGGAAUGUUGCGCGUGUGAAUUAUGAAUUUGGUGAAAUUCAUUUCCACAGUAAUUUAAAACGUGAAUAUGCAGAUGGUAUUGGAAGGAUGGUGGGACCAGAUAAAUACCAAUUAGUAUAUGUCGAAGGAUCCAAGCCAGAUGCAAAAGAUGAAAAAGAAGUGGCCGACUUUGAAAAAAUGACUAGAAACUUGAAGCAGAUGUUUCAAAACAUCAUGAAGGAUAUUGUGAAGAAUAGACGAUGA